This is a messenger RNA of Tetrapisispora phaffii CBS 4417, 585 nucleotides long. RefSeq names its product 40S ribosomal protein uS4 (gene RPS9B). The record is from RefSeq and is a predicted model, not a curated record. The transcript has 2 exons. Gene Ontology annotation, biological process: positive regulation of translational fidelity; translation. Gene Ontology annotation, cellular component: cytosolic small ribosomal subunit. The coding region runs from base 1 to 585 and encodes 194 amino acids. Lineage: Eukaryota; Fungi; Ascomycota; Saccharomycetes; Saccharomycetales; Saccharomycetaceae. Gene Ontology annotation, molecular function: structural constituent of ribosome; rRNA binding.
AUGCCAAGAGCUCCAAGAACUUACUCCAAGACUUACUCCACCCCAAAGAGACCAUACGAAUCUUCUCGUUUGGACGCUGAGUUAAAGUUAGCUGGUGAAUUCGGUCUUAAGAACAAGAGAGAAAUCUACAGAAUUUCUUUCCAACUGUCCAAGAUCAGAAGAGCCGCCAGAGACUUGCUUACCAGGGACGAAAAAGACCCAAAGAGACUAUUCGAAGGUAAUGCCUUAAUCAGAAGACUAGUGAGAGUUGGCGUUUUGUCCGAAGACAAAAAGAAGUUAGAUUACGUUUUAGCUUUAAAGAUUGAAGAUUUCUUAGAGAGAAGACUGCAAACUCAAGUAUACAAACUAGGUCUGGCCAAAUCUGUCCACCACGCCAGAGUUCUAAUCACUCAAAGACACAUUGCUGUCGGUAAGCAAAUCGUGAACAUCCCAUCUUUCAUGGUCAGAUUAGACUCUGAAAAGAACAUUGACUUUGCUGCUACUUCUCCAUUCGGUGGUGCCAGACCAGGUAGAGUUGCCAGAAAGAGAGCCGGCAACGCUGCCGCCUCGGAAGAAGCUGCGGCUGCAGAAGAAGACGAAGAAUAG